AUGACCGGCUCAUCGUUGUGGCUCGUCGCCAAAAGGGACGAUGAGCCCUUCAACAAGUCCAUGAAGGAACUGAUCGGGAGCACGCUGCCAUCAGACUUCCCGCACGCGCCCAAGCGCAACUUCAUCCCCCACGUGACGAUCACGUCGGACAUUGAGCCAUCCAAGACCUACGGCGCGGCGUCGUCGCCGCAGGAGUGGCUGGACUCGCUCACGCUGCCCGAAUUCAAAAAGGAGGCGAAUGAGGUCAACAUCGAGCUCGAGGAGCUCGAGGCCGGGGACCCCUUCUUCAAGAAGGUGACCCUGCGAGCGGCCAAGGACGCCAACCUGCUCAAACUCGCCGCCGCGUGCCGGCAGCAGGGGCUCCAGCUGUCGGAGGCCGAGGCGAAGAGCUGGGCCGAGAACGAAUACCUCCCGCACCUGAGCCUGUUCUACGGCGACAUCCCGCGCAGCGACGUGCAGAAGAAGAUCAGCCUGAUUGAGCUGCAGCUGGGCUUCGAGUUUGGCAGUCUCUUCGAUUGCUGUGGCGGCACGUUGUCCAUGGGCGCCAAGCUCGUGCUGGUCGACACCAGCAAACCCCUCGAGGAGUGGUCGCCCAUUGCGGAGAGGGAGUGCCCCUGGGUAAUGUGGAAGAUGGCCAAGGGUCUGUUGUGA
This is a messenger RNA of Fonsecaea erecta, 651 nucleotides long. RefSeq lists its product as hypothetical. Gene Ontology annotation, molecular function: 2',3'-cyclic-nucleotide 3'-phosphodiesterase activity. The record is from RefSeq and is a predicted model, not a curated record. The transcript has a single exon. Gene Ontology annotation, biological process: cyclic nucleotide metabolic process. Bases 1 to 651 code for a protein of 216 amino acids. Lineage: Eukaryota; Fungi; Ascomycota; Eurotiomycetes; Chaetothyriales; Herpotrichiellaceae.